Messenger RNA from Dichomitus squalens LYAD-421 SS1, 315 nucleotides. RefSeq lists its product as uncharacterized. The annotation marks the transcript as partial. Lineage: Eukaryota; Fungi; Basidiomycota; Agaricomycetes; Polyporales; Polyporaceae. Gene Ontology annotation, molecular function: oxidoreductase activity, acting on paired donors, with incorporation or reduction of molecular oxygen; heme binding; monooxygenase activity. The record is from RefSeq and is a predicted model, not a curated record. The transcript is spliced from 2 exons.
CUGGUGCACUUACAGGUUUUAGGCCGCUCUAUUCUUCUCAUCAACAACCCCAAAAUCGCUUUUGACCUGCUGGAAAAACGAUCGGCGGUCAAUCCCUCGCGCCCAACGUCGACGAUAGUCAAAUUGGUGGGUUGGGAGUGGAACUUCGUAUGGAUGUCCUACGGCCAGCAGUGGCGGCGGCACAGGUGGGUGUUCUGGCAGCACUUCCACCCAGGAGUGAUUCCCACCUAUCGUGCCGUGCUAGAGGAGGGCGCACGCCGGCUGUUGUCGCGACUCCUCACGACGCCAGGAAAGCUCGAGGAGCACCUUCGCUAG